Molecule: messenger RNA, 1074 nt
Organism: Pestalotiopsis fici W106-1
Lineage: Eukaryota; Fungi; Ascomycota; Sordariomycetes; Amphisphaeriales; Sporocadaceae
Exons: 1
Coding region: 1-1074 (357 amino acids)
Biological process (GO): U6 snRNA 3'-end processing
Cellular component (GO): nucleus
Molecular function (GO): 3'-5'-RNA exonuclease activity
Source: RefSeq, a predicted model, not a curated record
AUGGCUCUCGUAGACUACGACAGCGACUCCGAGUCGUCUUCGUCGCCGUCGUCUGUAGCCUCGGACCACAGCCGGAAAGAGAAAGCAGGGCGCGACCCCGGCCCGGCGUCAAAGCGGCAAAAGAAGCUGUCCGACGCCCCGUCUUCGUCUUCCAAGAAGGGCGACCUGCCGCCUCUCCCCUCGGCCUUUCACGAUCUCUACGCUUCAACGGUGCGUCUGAGUAAUACAGACGACCCGUCGCUGCACCAGGGCCGUCGGCGCCAGAUCCCGCAUAUUGUAGGCAACUGGCCGAGCCACCUGUACAUUGAGUGGCACCCGUCGGGGCCCGAGCACAAGGCGCUGAGCUCGCUGCUCGCGACGCUUUCUUCGCGGUUAGAGAGCAAUGGUGCUGGUGCGGAGGCCAUCAAGAUCCACGGCUUCCUAACAUCGGACCUGGGGGCGCCCUUACCGCUGCACAUCUCGCUCUCGCGGCCGCUUUCGCUGCCCACGGCCCGCAAGGACGAUUUCCUGGAGCGAGUCCGGGACGCCGUCUCGAGGUCCGGGGUCCGGGCGUUUGAGCUCGCACCCGAUGGGUUGGAGUGGCAUCGGACACACGAGAGCGCGCGGAGUUUUCUCGUCUUGCGGGUACGGUCUUGCUCUUCGACGGCCACGUCAUUGUCAACAUCAACACUGGGAGAAAACAAUGCUCGAGAGAAUGCCGACAAGACGCGGCAGAAGAACAUGGAGCUCGGCACGCUUCUUCGGCAUUGCAAUAUGCUGUGCAAGUCCUUUGACCAGCCGGAACUAUAUGCUUUCAAGCCGACCGAAGAUCAAGGUCCGGCCCGAGACGUGGGUGAUGCGUUCCACGUGUCUGUGGCAUGGUCAUUCUCAGAGCCGACCAAUGAGCUCAAGCGAGUGACGCAGGAUGUAUUUCAAACGAUCCAACACGGAAAAGCCAUGAAAGAGUUGAGAAUCAGGGUCGACGGGAUCAAGGCCAAGAUUGGGAAUACAAUCACACACUUACCACUGGCUGUCGCUGGGAACGGCGAUAGCAAAGGUCCUCGAAAAAGACGAGCGCUGUUUCAUGCUGAAUAA